Fusarium coffeatum is the source of this 2871-nucleotide messenger RNA. RefSeq lists its product as uncharacterized. Gene Ontology annotation, cellular component: MCM complex; nucleus. The record is from RefSeq and is a predicted model, not a curated record. Lineage: Eukaryota; Fungi; Ascomycota; Sordariomycetes; Hypocreales; Nectriaceae. The transcript is spliced from 3 exons. The coding region runs from base 1 to 2871 and encodes 956 amino acids. Gene Ontology annotation, biological process: mitotic DNA replication; DNA replication initiation; double-strand break repair via break-induced replication. Gene Ontology annotation, molecular function: single-stranded 3'-5' DNA helicase activity; ATP binding; single-stranded DNA binding.
AUGGCUACUCCUUCGAGCGAUGCCGGCUUCAUGAUGUCGGAUGCCCCCUCCCGGGCUCCUGCCACCUCCAGACGCAAUUAUGGCUUCCCCUCGUCUUCUGCAUCGCGCCCACGAGGUCCUCCUUCGGAGAGUAUGGGAGGCGCACCCAGUGAUGAUGAGGGUGAUCAAUUUGCAGACGAUCAGGUUCCUAGGAGUUCAAGGAUUAACAAUACUGCUGAGAUUAGCCGUGUCGAGGACAGAAUUGGCCUGCUGGUUCAGGAGCACUUCGAGUCCUUCAUCGAGAACUUUCAAGAGGAUCCCAUCAGCGCUCCUACACCGAGUGCCCCUACACCCAGCGCAGUCACUACUGACAAACACUACGUUGCCAUGAUCAAGGGCAUGCGCAUCAACUCCCUCUCAACCUUCUACGUUGACUAUAGACAUCUGGCUUCAUAUGAAAAUGGCAGUUUGGCAGACGGUGUGAUGCGACAGUACUAUCGAUUCUUACCCUUCCUCACCGCUGCUUUACACAACAUGAUCGCCAAAUACGAACCUCUAUACUUCCGUGAGCAUCGCCAGCCUACCGCUUCGAGCAACCUCACAACCUCUGCAGCCAGUCAUCUGGGCUCCGCCGACCAAACUGAGUCGUCUCACCGAAAGAACGAGCAUCAGCAAACCGAUAAGCUCUUCUCAAUUGCUUUCUACAAUUUACCCCUAGUGUCAAGAGUCCGUGCUCUUCGAGCUACCAACAUUGGCCAACUCCUUUCCAUCUCUGGAACCGUCACCCGAACAUCAGAAGUCCGACCCGAGUUGUCUUUGGCCACUUUCACCUGCGAGGCCUGUCGCACAGUCGUGCCCAACGUUGAGCAGACUUUCCGAUACACUGAACCUACACAAUGUCCCAAUUCGACAUGUCAAAACCGCAUGGCCUGGGCGCUCGAUAUCCGACGUAGUACUUUUGUCGAUUGGCAAAAGGUGCGAAUUCAGGAGAACAGCUCCGAAAUUCCCACAGGUAGCAUGCCUCGAACCAUGGACGUUAUUCUGCGAGGUGAAAUUGUCGAUCGCGCCAAGGCCGGAGAGAAGUGUAUCUUUACAGGUGCCUUGAUCGUCGUCCCCGAUGUCAGCCAACUCGGUCUUCCUGGUACACGACCAACUGCCAUGCGCGAUGAUCGCAAUGCGCCUCGAGGAGCGGACGCUGGUGGAAGUGGAGUCAGUGGUCUCAAGGCACUUGGUGUUCGUGACUUGACAUAUCGCCUUGCUUUCCUUGCCUGCAUGGUCAAUCCAGACACAUCUUCAACUGGCCAGUCUGCCACCAGCGGUGCUGCCGAUAUAGUCAACUCGUUGGUACAGAACUCCGCCAACGAUGGUGAGCAAUCUGUAGAAGAAGCCCAGGCUGCUGUUCUGGCAUCCAUGAACCCAUCUGAAAUCGAGGACCUUCGAGCUAUGGUGCACGGCGAUCACAUCUAUUCGAGGCUCGUGCAAUCCAUUGCCCCCAUGGUCUAUGGGCACGAGGUUGUGAAGAAGGGUCUACUCCUUCAACUAAUGUCCGGUGUUCACAAGAGUACUGCUGAGGGCAUGCAGCUUCGAGGCGACAUCAACAUUUGCAUUGUCGGUGAUCCGUCCACUUCCAAGUCUCAGUUUUUGAAGUAUAUCUGCUCCUUUGCGCCUCGUGCUGUUUACACCAGUGGUAAGGCUUCAUCUGCCGCCGGUCUCACGGCAGCGGUUGUCAAGGACGAGGAGACAGGAGAGUUCACCAUUGAGGCUGGUGCUCUGAUGUUGGCAGACAACGGUGUUUGUGCCAUUGACGAGUUUGACAAGAUGGACAUUGCCGAUCAGGUUGCUAUUCACGAAGCUAUGGAACAGCAGACUAUCUCCAUCGCCAAGGCUGGUAUCCAAGCCACGCUCAACGCUCGAACAAGUAUUCUCGCUGCUGCCAACCCCGUUGGAGGUCGUUACAACCGCAAGACAACUCUUCGUUCCAACAUCAACAUGUCCGCUCCUAUCAUGUCUCGUUUCGAUCUUUUCUUCGUCGUUCUCGAUGAGUGCAACGAGCAGAUCGACCGUCACUUGGCAGAGCAUAUCGUCGGCAUUCACCAACUUCGUGACGAGGCUGUCGAGCCUGAGUUCAGCACUGAACAGCUUCAGCGGUAUAUCCGUUUCGCCAGGACCUUCCGCCCCGAAUUCACUGAGGCUGCCAAGGAGGUCCUCGUGGAGAAAUACAAGGAAAUCCGAGCUGAUGAUGCUCAGGGAGGCGUUGGCAAGAACUCUUACCGAAUUACCGUGCGUCAACUGGAGAGUAUGAUCCGUCUUUCAGAAGCCAUCGCCAAGGUCAACUGUGUUGAGGAGAUCAGCACUGAAAUGGUUGUGGAGGCCUAUAAUCUUCUGCGCCAGAGUAUCAUCUCCGUCGAACACGAUGAUGUUGAAGUUUACGAUGAAGAGCCUGUCGAAGACUCUGAAACGCUGCUCCGCGCCGCAAGUGCCGCUCAUGGCGAGGAUCUCGAGGGCGAUGCCUCCAUGGCGGAGGACGACCAGCCUGGCCGCAGCAGCGUCGCUCCUGAAAGGAAGAAGCAAACCAUCACCUACGAUAACUACAUCAAGAUGGUUAACCUGUUCGUUCAGCGUAUCAACGAGGACGAGGCCACUAUUGCCGAGGGCGUCGAGGGCGAGGAGCUGAUCAACUGGUACCUCGAGCAGAAGGAGGAUGAACUUGAGGGCGAGGAAGACUACCAUCGUGAAAAGGCCCUGGCCAACAUGGUACUCAAGAAGAUGGUCAAGGAAAAUAUUCUCAUGGCUCUACGAGGCGAGGGUCUUACAGAUGGCGAAGCAAGCUCUUCAACAGCUGGCCAAGUCGUCUACGUUCUACAUCCCAACUGUGCCCUGGAGGAAGUCUAG